AUAAAUCCGGGUAAAGUGGGCACCGUAAAGAGACUGACUCCGUUUCCCUGUAACUCGGGCAGGGCGUCAGGGCAGAUGUGUGGUUGAGAUACAACCUCCUGGGUAUGCGUCUCGUGCCAAGAACGCAGAGGUGUGCUAGGAUGUAUAGGUUUCUCGGGAAUUGGGCGGAGCCUAAAUGCCCGCACGGUAUAAAUGUGUCACUUGCACAUCCCCUUCCAGACUAACGCUCGUACACUUGCUACCUGGAUUAAAACCACACGAAGACUUUUUUUUUUUUUUUGCCAUUUCUAACUUGAGCUUUUCUGGUGUUUCGGGAGUUCUAUGGGAAAAACGGAGUGAUCAGAGCAGGAUGCAGCAAGGGAGACUGCGAUUGCGACCCUGGCUAGAAGAGCAGAUCAGGUCCAACAAGUACCCGGGACUUCAGUGGGUCGAUGAGUCCACUGGCACCUUUCAGAUUCCCUGGAAACAUGCAGCUCGCCACGGAUGGAAUAUUGACAAAGAUGCAUCACUUUUCAGAAGCUGGGCACUGCACACAGGAAAAUAUAAACCAGGAACUGAUAAGCCAGAUCCAAAGACUUGGAAAGCCAACUUCCGAUGUGCUCUCAAUUCCCUGCCAGAUGUAAAGGAACUUCAUGACAGAAGCAUUAAGAAAGGCAACAAUGCCUACAGGGUCUAUGUAAUGUUGCCCAUGCACAAAAGCCAGAGAAGGAGAAAAGGUAUGAAGGAAGAAAGGCAGGCCGAAGUAAAACAUGAAGACAUGAACUAUGACGCAGUUGUUCCUAAGACAGAAAGCUGGUGUGCAUUGGAAGGAUUUAAUGUUGCUUUCUCCAAAUACUCAUUUGCCUUAGAUGCCAAGAACAAUUCUUCUGCAUGGAAUAGCAGGACCAACAGUGGCCAAAACCUGAUGAAGAGCACACCCUUUGCUGACCAGAGUGCUUUCUCCUGCCUACCAGAUAAAGAUGAAGAAGACAUCACUAAUCGGGAUGAACACGCUCAAGCCAUUUUGCAGAUAGUAGAUCACCUGUCUGGUGUGGACCACUGGAAUGAAUCAUAUGGCAGCCAUAAGAUGUCCAGGUCCUGUGUGUCUGCUCCAUGGAUACAUCUCUACAAUGAAGGGCUUGAGCACAAUGAACACCCACCCUUUGUAGACCACAGCUUGGAAAAUGAGCAGCAAGGACCCGUCUUUUCUGAUUUUAUAUGUUCACAUUUAACCAUGAUCCCCAGCUAGUGAGGGGGAUGCCAGGAACUGAUGGACAGAGCAUCAGUCAGCAGUUACAUGAAACUGGGACAAUAGUGAAGGUGCUCUUACUGGUCUAGGAAGAA
Molecule: messenger RNA, 1323 nt
Organism: Erpetoichthys calabaricus (reedfish)
Lineage: Eukaryota; Metazoa; Chordata; Cladistia; Polypteriformes; Polypteridae
Exons: 9
Coding region: 176-1228 (350 amino acids)
Biological process (GO): regulation of transcription by RNA polymerase II; immune system process
Cellular component (GO): nucleus
Molecular function (GO): DNA-binding transcription factor activity, RNA polymerase II-specific; RNA polymerase II cis-regulatory region sequence-specific DNA binding
Source: RefSeq, a predicted model, not a curated record